AUGAUCAUGGUGCAGAAACCCAUACACCUCCUCUCGUCUCCAACAUCCCACCGCAGACACCCGUCCGCCCCCCCUGCCGUCGUUGUUCAGUCGACCCGCACACCCGGCCUUCUCUCCCUUUCCAAGCCCCCGCAGCCCGUCCUCCCACGCCCCCAUCAUCGACAGCAGCAACAGCGCAUCCAGCGCCCUGCACCAAAGGUCGAGCUUGCCAACUCGACCACCCGUUCCCCCGCGCCCAUCCAUGCCCAGACGCAGCCCAUCGAGGGCCCCAAGAAGGCUCUCCCCCGAAAGGAGAGUACUACGUUCAAAGCGGACGGCUCUCACCUUUCCCCCUCCGCAGCUGAACGCCGCGGCCGCCAGAACAUCAAACCUGUGAAAGAGAAGACAUCUCAGAGGAGCGCUUCUCACUCUUCUAUUCGCACACAUGUGCGCCGGCAUCCCCACCAUCAAGGGUCUCCUCCCCUCCCCUCUCAAAUGCACCCGCAGUCCGAGGUACUCUCUUCCAAGUCCAAUGCUAACACCCGCUCGUCGUCGGCUCUUUCCCGCUCUCGCAACCCCAACAUCAACUCCUUCGACCCCUUCGUUGUCAGCUCAGAUAGCGACUCCGAAGCGUCUCGUACCGCAGGCUCGGACUCGGCGCCGAAACCCCAGCUGGUCCGAGCGCCGAAGUUGACCCCCAGGCCUUCGGGUAAACUCGCUCGCCGCCGUCUGCCGCAUUCGGAAGUUCCCGGAACCCCGACUCCGCCCUCGUCCAGAGCCCUGCCGGUUCCGCGUGGCAAGAAUCAAUCACGCACCCACACCACCGGCGCCAUGAAUUUGUCUCGUUCGGAUCCCGUCCUGUCGUCGAUGCCCGCCCGCCCUAUCCUCAAACGGAGUGCUGCUUCCAACGUGGCAUGGGAUGCUUUCCCGGUCUGUGAUGACCUUACAGAUGCAGAGGAUGAUGCACCUUCUACACCUGUCCGCGAGAAGGGCCACAUGGCCACUACAUGGCAGCAGAGCCUUGUCUUCGACGACGCUCCCCGCACGGCCCCCUUGACAUCAACUCUUGCGGGUUACCCCUUCUCUCAGCGAAGCCCCUCGACGCCUACGCCCGAUCGCAAGAGACUGCACCAACGCUCUCCUAGCGAAGGCGUUUUCAACAUGUCCAUGGACGAUGACAGCUCUUCGGACGCGGCGGAAGAGCUCAAGGCGUUGGUCGGAUUAUUGCCGAACAAGCGCAUCUCCUCUGCGAGCUCGACUCCCAAUGGCUCGGGCAAGUCGACAAAGAAGGACGAACGCCAUGGUUUCUUUGCGAGCUCGAACUUCCAGAACUCCCCGAGCCCUGACGAUUUACCUCCCCCUGCGUUUGGUCUGAAGUUCUAAACUUAUUGCCUCGUUUAUGUGCAGAGAUCUCAUUUGGGUCCCAUGAACUGCUUUUAGAUGAUUUUCGCAAAAUGACUGCCUGUGGCCUCGACGAUUAAUGCCUUUUCAUAGUACAUAUCGGCCUGGGCGCAACUGCGCCGUGGCUUUGGACGUUUUUCGAUAUCAUUAUUUCGUCGAUUUUGGCCAUCGUCGUCGCUGCCUCAUUCCCGCAGUCUACAACUCUCCUCGUGGUUCAUCUGGGCCCCUUCGACUUCUCUUCACCUUCCUCUGGUCAUACCCCCGUCAUGGUUCACGCUCAGGACACCCUCGCCCUCAUUGGGGUCGGCACCGAUAUUCAUACCACGGUCGUCGAUUGGAACACUCGCAUCCAUCUCGCAUUACCCUCUACCCUUCACUACGCUUUCCCCACCAUCUUCAAGGUUGCGACUUCCCCCCAUGUUUUUGUCUCUGGUCGUCUCUCUCGACCCUUUUCUCUAUCUCUCUCUUUCGCCUCCCACUGUUUCAUUAUAUCGACACACUCGCAUGCUCUCGCAUCACUUGCCCCCGGGCGCCAUCACAUGACUAUCUAGACCGGCGCCCGCGAGGAUUGUAACAAAAGAGCGGCACCGGACGCAACGACUAGCUAUCACAACGCAGAAAUCAUUGAAUCUUCAAUGUGGUCUCGUCGCUGUCGCAUCGAUAUAUAUUACCUCGCCUCCAUCUCCGUCCGGUUGUCCACCUCUUCCCCCUCAACUGCUUAUUUAUACAUCUAUCGGGGAUGGCAUUACUGCCUUCGUUGCCCUGCGCAGAGGCUAGUGUGUACCCCGUCCCACCUGUCCAGCGCGACUAUCUCGUAUUGCACAUCGUUUGGCCUGGCCUCGCCCUGUGUUCUUGGAUCUUUUGGAACUAGUAUCACGCUCAACUCCCUUGCCUCAACGAACUCUCCCACUCCAGUAAUCUAUUCCUCGUCUCGCGCGCUAUCCUAUUCGUCUUCUCAGGCGUGUCGAGAUUACUUAUUUUCUACUUCUUCUAUCAUUUUUAACGUCCUGUUAUGGAUGUUCCCAGUGUAUCAAGUAUCGCUAAGAUAUCCAUUCCACUUCUCCGUUUUAUUUUUCCCUUUCCACCCUUCAUAGCUGGUCGCAAUGUCGCACACAUCCACACGUAUUGCAUUUGCAUACGCACGCCUCACGUCAUCGCCUCCUACUUCUGUGUUUUUCUUCCUUCUUCUGGCUUUACCUCGGGUAUUCAGUUUGUUGGCAAGCUAUUUGACUCUUAUUCACGUGUGUAUUAGCGUUCUCGUUACUUUUCUUACGAGCGAUGAGAGCCGGACGCCAUUUUUUCCCCAUCCGUCUCAUGUCGCGCUCUCGUAUAUUAUAUUUUCUUGUUCUAGGCGCGCCAUCUUUUUGGCGAUAUUUUCUCUUCAGUGUUCCUUUCUUUUUGGCAGGGUGUAAGUCUGUGGUGGUGCUUGUUCAAUUGUGUUUAUCCUAUCGCGCACACGCAUACCCCACACCUCAUCCCAGCCCCGACAUAUAAACAGCACAACUCCCCUAGUCUAGC
Messenger RNA from Heterobasidion irregulare TC 32-1, 2898 nucleotides. RefSeq lists its product as uncharacterized. Lineage: Eukaryota; Fungi; Basidiomycota; Agaricomycetes; Russulales; Bondarzewiaceae. The transcript is spliced from 4 exons. Bases 1 to 1362 code for a protein of 453 amino acids. The record is from RefSeq and is a predicted model, not a curated record.